This is a messenger RNA of Protopolystoma xenopodis, 216 nucleotides long. The record is from the annotation of a GenBank genome assembly. Lineage: Eukaryota; Metazoa; Platyhelminthes; Monogenea; Polystomatidea; Polystomatidae.
AUGCUUGUGUCCAGAGUUAGGCUUUCGUUGGCUGUACGUUUGUCCAUCAACUCAACACCAUUUCUCAAUCGCAGUUGGUCCCCCGUUGGCCCGGAGACGAAAUGCUUUUCUUGGUUCAGUCUUCUGCCGAUGCUCUCCAGGUCCGAUGAGGCUCGUCAUGCAGGGUCAGAUCAAAACCCAGCAUCGAAUUAUUCGGUUCGUCGGAUGACGAGGUGA